Perca fluviatilis (European perch) is the source of this 1751-nucleotide messenger RNA. RefSeq names its product mal, T cell differentiation protein 2 (gene mal2). Gene Ontology annotation, cellular component: membrane. NCBI's taxonomy places the organism in Eukaryota, Metazoa, Chordata, Actinopteri, Perciformes, Percidae. The record is from RefSeq and is a predicted model, not a curated record. The transcript is spliced from 4 exons. Gene Ontology annotation, biological process: myelination. Gene Ontology annotation, molecular function: structural constituent of myelin sheath. Bases 190 to 717 code for a protein of 175 amino acids.
CUUGAAUGCACCGCUGGUUUCCAGGGAGUGGCACCUGCACCUGUCCGACCUGCUUUGGGGACACAUGAUUCCGGAGGAAUUUCCCCCGCUGCUCCAGUCCUUUGUUCAACGGACACUUUUUCGUGGGCGACAGAGAGUGCGAGCCAGAGGCAAGGGGGAGAUAGAGAGAAGAGAGAGGGAGACAUAGAGAUGACGGAACCAGCCGCUAAUCCCGCUGCCACCUCGUUCCCAGCGCCAACCAUUUCUCUUCCUUUGGGACUGGAAGUAUUGAGAACUUACUCUGGAGCCCUUGUCUGUGUAGAAAUAUUAUUUAGUGGUCUGGUAUGGAUCCUGGUGGCGUCCUCCAAUGUGCCCGUGCCUCUGCUGCAGGGCUGGGUGAUGUUUGUCUCCCUCACCACCUUCUUAAUCUCCUCCGCCUACCUCGCGCUGCUCGUCACCGGCCUGGCUGACCGCAUCAACACUGAUUGGAAUUUCUUGGAUGUGAUUUACCAUUUUAUAGCUUUGCUUUUUUACUUUUCUGCCUUCGUGCUGGAGGCAGCAGCUACAGCAGCUAAAGCCUUAAUCAUUCCACUGCCUAACAGCACUGAUAGUGUCACAGUCAGAGUCCUGGAUGAUGAGCAAUACAGUAUUAAUGUGGCUGCCACGGUAUUUGCAUUUUUGGUGACACUAUGCUACGGCUGCAGUAUGGUGAUGGGCUUCAAGAGGUGGAGGAUGUAACUGGGAAAACCAGUGCAAACUAGUUUUAUAACUGCUUCAUAACUUUAGCAUGUAUUAUUAAAACAUCCAUGGAGAGCACUGCUAUUCAGUUCAGUGCAAACUUUGUUAUUUUCUGAUGGAACACUCCGGUCAUCAAAGGAGAAAAAAAUAUACAAAUAUACAAAAAUUUCUGCCUCAGUCAAAACAUCUGUUAAGAUUUCUCGACAAUAAUAUUCCUACAAUAAUUCUUCUUCUGAGAUAUUGAAAGAAUUGGGCUCAGGUAGGUUCUGGGCUGUUAAAAGUAUUUUGAGGACACAGUUAAAGAAUAGCAGUUUAAGUAGUUGAAUAUGAUACCAGGCUAUACAGGGUGAUUAUGCAAGAUGUAAGUGAUGCUUGUGACAGUUAUGGUUUCAUUUUUUCGCCCGCUUUUUUAAUCAUACCAAUAUUGCCCCAUUUCCUGAGUUUUUAAUACCAAUAUAGUAUCACAUAAUGGUGUCUAUGUAUGCUGAUAAUAGUUAAUGCACACCAGAACAUUCGUGUUAUAAUGCAAUUAGUUUGAAUUAGUCAUAUUGCCCAAUUUCCUGAGUCACAUCCAUAUUGAAGGGACUAUUUCCCAUUUAUAAUAACACAAAAACAUGCCUAUGUAAGCUGCUAAUAGGUUAUGCACAAUAGAACAAUAAUGUGAUAUUUCAAUUAGUUUGAAAAAGCCUAAAAGGCAACAUGAUUGUUUUCACUGAGCUGUAAACUCACUCUAGGUGACUGUUAAUACAUUUUGAUGUGGCUACUAUUUAAAAUGUGAGUUUAUCUGAUAUUUAAAUUUCAAAUUUGUAAUAUCUUGUGAGCACUUUUUGUCAAUUUAAAUAACUGUUUUUCACAAAUUGGUAACUAUUCAUGUGAUAAUAUCUGUUACUGUUUAAACUUUCUGAGUGUUAUCGUAUGUGGCUCCACUGUGACUUAUUGACCAAUUUCAUUGUCAUUCUCGUGAGUUCUAGGCUACUACAAACUAACAUUUAAUCUGACCUUCAAUAAAAAAACUGCUUUUGUCAGCUACUAUA